Molecule: messenger RNA, 3638 nt
Organism: Gorilla gorilla gorilla (western lowland gorilla)
Lineage: Eukaryota; Metazoa; Chordata; Mammalia; Primates; Hominidae
Gene: IRAK1
Product: interleukin 1 receptor associated kinase 1
Exons: 13
Coding region: 173-2299 (708 amino acids)
Biological process (GO): signal transduction; protein phosphorylation
Cellular component (GO): plasma membrane
Molecular function (GO): protein kinase activity; ATP binding; protein binding
Source: RefSeq, a predicted model, not a curated record
CGGCGCGCAAGAUGGCGGCGGGCCCGGGCACCGCCCCUUCCGCCCCGCCGGGCGUCGCACGAGGCCGGCUCGAAGGGGAAGUGAGUCAGUGUCCGCGGACCCGGCCGGCCCAGGCCCGCGCCCGCCGCGGCCCUGAGAGGCCCCGACAGGUCCCGGCCCGGCGGCGGCGGCCAUGGCCGGGGGGCCGGGCCCGGGGGAGUCCGCAGCCCCCGGCGCCCAGCACUUCUUGUACGAGGUGCCGCCCUGGGUCAUGUGCCGCUUCUACAAAGUGAUGGACGCCCUGGAGCCCGCCGACUGGUGCCAGUUCGGUGGGUGGCGGCGGGCUGCCGGGGGGCGGGAGGCGCGCGGGCUCCUGGCGCCGACGCCUGACGCCCCCCGCCCCGCAGCCGCCCUGAUCGUGCGCGACCAGACCGAGCUGCGGCUGUGCGAGCGCUCCGGGCAGCGCACGGCCAGCGUCCUGUGGCCCUGGAUCAACCGCAACGCCCGUGUGGCCGACCUCGUGCACAUCCUCACGCACCUGCAGCUGCUCCGUGCGCGGGACAUCAUCACAGCCUGGCACCCUCCCGCCCCGCUUCCGUCCCCAAGCACCACUGCCCCGAGGCCCAGCAGCAUCCCUGCACCCGCCGAGGCCGAGGCCUGGAGCCCCCGGAAGUUGCCAUCCUUAGCCUCCACCCUCCUCUCCCCAGCUUUUCCAGGCUCCCAGACCCAUUCAGGGCCUGAGCUCGGCCUGGUCCCAAGCCCUGCUUCCCUGUGGCCUCCACCGCCAUCUCCAGCCCCUUCCUCUACCAAGCCAGGCCCAGAGAGCUCAGUGUCCCUCCUGCAGGGAGCCCGCCCCUCUCCGUUUUGCUGGCCCCUCUGUGAGAUUUCCCGGGGCACCCACAACUUCUCAGAGGAGCUCAAGAUCGGGGAGGGUGGCUUUGGGUGCGUGUACCGGGCGGUGAUGAGGAACACGGUGUAUGCUGUGAAGAGGCUGAAGGAGGACGCUGACCUGGAGUGGACUGCAGUGAAGCAGAGCUUCCUGACCGAGGUGGAGCAGCUGUCCAGGUUUCGUCACCCAAACAUUGUGGACUUUGCUGGCUACUGUGCUCAGAACGGCUUCUACUGCCUGGUGUACGGCUUCCUGCCCAACGGCUCCCUGGAGGACCGUCUCCACUGCCAGACUCAGGCCUGCCCGCCUCUCUCCUGGCCUCAGCGACUGGACAUCCUUCUGGGUACAGCCCGGGCAAUUCAGUUUCUACAUCAGGACAGCCCCAGCCUCAUCCAUGGAGACAUCAAGAGUUCCAACGUCCUUCUGGAUGAGAGGCUGACACCCAAGCUGGGAGACUUUGGCCUGGCCCGGUUCAGCCGCUUUGCCGGGUCCAGCCCCAGCCAGAGCAGCAUGGUGGCCCGGACACAGACAGUGCGGGGCACCCUGGCCUACCUGCCCGAGGAGUACAUCAAGACGGGAAGGCUGGCUGUGGACACGGACACCUUCAGCUUUGGGGUGGUAGUGCUAGAGACCUUGACUGGUCAGAGGGCUGUGAAGACGCACGGUGCCAGGACCAAGUAUCUGAAAGAUCUGGUGGAAGAGGAGGCUGAGGAGGCUGGAGUGGCUUUGAGAAGCACCCAGAGUACACUGCAAGCAGGUGUGGCUGCAGAUGCCUGGGCUGCUCCCAUCGCCAUGCAGAUCUACAAGAAGCACCUGGACCCCAGGCCCGGGCCCUGCCCACCUGAGCUGGGCCUGGGCCUGGGCCAGCUGGCCUGCUGCUGCCUGCACCGCCGGGCCAAAAGGAGGCCUCCUAUGACCCAGGAGAACUCCUACGUGUCCAGCACUGGCAGUGCCCACAGUGGGGCUGCCCCAUGGCAGCCCCUGGCAGCGCCAUCAGGAGCCAGUGCCCAGGCAGCAGAGCAGCUCCAGAGAGGCCCCAACCAGCCCGUGGAGAGUGACGAGAGCCUCGGCGGCCUCUCUGCUGCCCUGCGCUCCUGGCACUUGACUCCAAGCUGCCCUCUGGACCCAGCACCCCUCAGGGAGGCCGGCUGUCCUCAGGGGGCCACGGCGGGAGAAUCGAGCUGGGGGAGUGGCCCAGGAUCCCGGCCCACAGCCGUGGAAGGACUGGCCCUUGGCAGCUCUGCAUCAUCAUCGUCAGAGCCACCGCAGAUUAUCAUCAACCCUGCCCGACAGAAGAUGGUCCAGAAGCUGGCCCUGUACGAGGAUGGGGCCCUGGACAGCCUGCAGCUGCUGUCGUCCAGCUCCCUCCCAGGCUUGGGCCUGGAACAGGACAGGCAGGGGCCCGAAGAAAGUGAUGAAUUUCAGAGCUGAUGUGUUCACCUGGGCAGAUCCCCCAAAUCCGGAAGUCAAAGUUCUCAUGGUCAGAAGUUCUCAUGGUGCACGAGUCCUCAGCACUCUGCAGGCAGUGGGGGUGGGGGCCCAUGCCCACGGGGGAGAGAAGGCGGUGGCCCUGCUGUUCUAGGCUCUGUGGGCAUAGGCAGGCAGAGUGGAACCCUGCCUCCAUGCCAGCAUCUGGGGGCAAGGAAGGCUGGCAUCAUCCAGUGAGGAGGCUGGCGCAUGUUGGGAGGCUGCUGGCUGCACAGACCCGUGAGGGGAGGAGAGGGGCUGCUGCGCAGGGGUGUGAAGUAGGGAGCUGGCUCCCCUGAGAGCCAUGCAGGGCGUCUGCAGCCCAGGCCUCUGGCAGCAGCUCUUUGCCCAUCUCUUUGGACAGUGGCCACCCUGCACAAUGGGGCCGAUGAGACCUAGGGCCCUCCUACCUGCUUACAAUUUGGAAAAGUGUGGCCAGGUGCGGUGGCUCACACCUGUAAUCCCAGCACUUUGGGAGGCCAAGGCAGGAGGAUCGCUGGAGCCCAGUAGGUCAAGACCAGCCAGGGCAACAUCUCUGCAAAAAAAUUUUUUAAACAAUUAGCCUGGUGUGGUAGCGCACGCCUGUGGUCCCAGCUGCUGGGGAGGCUGAAGUAGGAGGAUCAUUUAUGCUUGGGAGGUCGAGGCUGCAGUGAGUCAUGAUUGUAUGACUGCACUCCAGCCUGGGUGACAGAGCAAGACCCUGUUUCAAAAAGAAAAACCCUGGGAAAAGUGAAGUAUGGCUGUAAGUCUCAUGGUUCAGUCCUAGCAAGAAGCGAGAACUCUGAGAUCCUCCAGAAAGUCGAGCAGCACCCACCUCCAACCUCGGGCCAGUGUCUUCAGGCUUUACCGGGGACCUGGGAGCUGGCCUAAUGUGGUGGCCUGCAAGCCAGGCCAUCCCUGGGCGCCACAGACGAGCUCCGAGCCAGGUCAGGCUUCGGAGGCCACAAGCUCAGCCUCAGGCCCAGGUACUGAUUGUGGCAGAGGGGCCACUACCCAAGGUCUAGCUAGGCCCAAGACCUAGUUACCCAGACAGUGAGAAGCCCCAGGAAGGCAGAAAAGUUGGGAGCAUGGCAGACAGGGAAGGGAAACAUUUUCAGGGAAAAGACAUGUAUCACAUGUCUUCAGAAGCAAGUCAGGUUUCAUGUAACCGAGUGUCCUCUUGCGUGUCCAAAAGUAGCCCAGGGCUGUAGCACAGGCUUCACAGUGAUUUUGUGUUCAGCCAUGAGUCACACUACAUGCCCCCGUGAAGCUGGGCAUUGGUGAAGUCCAGGUUGUCCUUGAGUAAUAAAAACGUAUGUUGCAA